GGCGACACGGCGCUCAACCCAUAAAGCACAGUAGAGAGCUAUCAAAAACAUCCUGCCCGAGAGGAUGGUGCGCCAAAUAAGUUAAUCUGAGACAUAGUAUCACAGCAACAAGGCAUUUCUGCUCCGAGCAUUAUACGGUUAUUCCCUUUAUGUGUUUUUGGCAUCAAAUGUAACACACUUGAGAGGAUCGAUGUCUUUUCUUCGUUGGGUAUCUGAGAAAUUGAGUGUGGAGAGCCUGCGGGAUUUGGAGUUGUUUGGAGAGCAAGCUCAGGGAGUCUCUCACAGGAAAGCCAAUGAGGACAGUCAGGAGAGUCUGACCUCCUUCCCUCGUCGAGACACUAUGGGCAGUUUCCUUCCUGACAGCAGCUCUUAUGAGCUCCUUGCUGUUAUUGGUCGGGGCUUGGACAAUUUAAUGACUGUUAACCUGGCUCGAUAUAGACCCACUGGGGAGCAUGUGGCCAUCCGACGGAUUGACUUAGAGUCAUGUACUAAUGACAUGGUUACCUACCUGCAGGGUGAACUACAUGUGUCAAAGUUGUUUCACCACCCCAGUAUUCUACCAUACAAGAGCGUCUUUAUAGCUGAAAAUGAAUUAUGGGUCAUCACACCUUUCAUGGCUUAUGGGUCAGCCAGAGAUCUCAUCUGCACACAUUUUACAGAUGGUAUGAGUGAGCUGACUAUAGCAUACAUUUUGCUAGGCAUGCUCAAAGCUCUUGAAUACAUCCAUCAUAUGGGAUAUGUGCACCGGAGUGUGAAGGCCAGCCACGUUUUGAUCUCUGCAGAUGGACAAGUCUGCAUGUCAGGUCUGCGGAGCAUCUUUAGCCUCAUUCGACAUGGCCAAAGGGCCAAAGUGGUCCACGACUUCCCCCAGUAUAGCGUUAACGUGCUGCCGUGGCUUAGUCCUGAAGUGCUGCAACAGAAUCUCCAAGGCUAUGACUCUCGAUCAGACAUCUACAGCCUCGGCAUCACAGCCUGUGAACUAGCCAAUGGACACGUUCCCUUCAAAGACAUGCCAGCUACACAGAUGCUACUGGAGAAGCUAAACGGGACAGUCCCAUGCUUGCUGGAUACCACAACUAUACCACCAGAGGAGCUGUCCAUGAAGCCUUCCCGUUCUGGUGCUGACUCUGGGAUCUGUGAGGGUCCUGGAGCAGGAGGAGUCCGACACUCCAACGGUGAACCCUCGUCAUCGUCAGGAGGACACCCAUACAACCGGACGUUCUCCCCGCAGUUCCACGCCUUCGUUGAGCUGUGUCUACAGCGAGACCCAGAAAAAAGACCAUCUGCAACCAGUCUUGUUGGCCAUCCCUUCUUCAAACAGAUCAAACGGCGACCUUCAGAGGCCCUACCUGAGCUGUUGCGGCCCGUCUCACCUAUCACCAGCUUUGAAAGCUCCCAGCCUCAGGACUCACCUUCUGGACUUGCCAGUCUGGAGUCCGGUCUCAGCCACCUGGAAGUAGAUGACUGGGACUUCUGACAGUGGAGGACUUGGCGGGAAGAUGUUUAUAUGAGAAACUCUCUGAGCAGAUGGGACAAGAUUAGUUUUUGUUAUGGCCCCUAUGUGUAUAUAAUACUAAAAGGAGUGGCUGUUCUCAGACCCAGGUUACAACCCAGCAGCCAUCCUGCCUCUUUUGACAUCUCUCACGCUUUUGUUCUUUAGAUAUGCACAAACUCUUGCACUGCACUGAUUGCCUCUUUGUCUCUCUCUCUCACACACACACACACACCUACACCUGUUUACAGAUUGUACUCUCACAUUACAAGCCCCCUGGAGCUAAAACAAAACAGGACUCUCACUUCCUCAUGCUAGUGUUGAGGUCAGAGAGUCUGUGUUUGUAGCCUAAAGAGUCUCACAAAACAAAUUGGUUUGAAGCUGCUACUAAAUAUUCAGAGGGGACACUCUACCUCGUGUGAGAACAGGGCUGCUUGAUGCGGCCCAUAUGCUCAGUGAGACCACCAUAAUGGCGCACAGCGGUCUUCACAGCUGACUCGGUUAGUCUUCUGCACCAGAUGGAAGGUUUUGCGUUUACCUGGAGGGUCAACUAAAUUAACAGCAUGUAAACACAUUUCUUAGCUCUGCUUGUGUUACAGUGUAAACUACAUUUCAUGUUUCAGGCAACUCUUCUGUUGCACAGAGGUUAAGAUUAACGUGUUAGUCUAACCAUCAAAGCAUAGACGUAUGUAUUUGCUUGAACUUACUCUGGGUAUUAUCUCAUGUCGAAAAUGAAUGUUUUAUUGGUGCUUGUUUUGUCUGCAUGUAUAUUUGAAAGUGAGGGCAAAGCAUUGUGUUGCAAAACUCAAACUUGACUUUUAACAAUAAACGUGGUUGACAUUAA
Messenger RNA from Oreochromis aureus, 2336 nucleotides. RefSeq names its product STE20 related adaptor alpha (gene strada). Gene Ontology annotation, molecular function: protein serine/threonine kinase activator activity; protein kinase activity; ATP binding. The transcript is spliced from 13 exons. Gene Ontology annotation, biological process: protein phosphorylation. The record is from RefSeq and is a predicted model, not a curated record. The coding region runs from base 191 to 1477 and encodes 428 amino acids. NCBI's taxonomy places the organism in Eukaryota, Metazoa, Chordata, Actinopteri, Cichliformes, Cichlidae.